Messenger RNA from Syngnathoides biaculeatus (alligator pipefish), 6722 nucleotides. RefSeq names its product lysine (K)-specific demethylase 3B (gene kdm3b). Gene Ontology annotation, cellular component: chromatin; histone deacetylase complex. Gene Ontology annotation, molecular function: histone H3K9 demethylase activity; transcription coregulator activity; chromatin DNA binding. Gene Ontology annotation, biological process: regulation of transcription by RNA polymerase II. NCBI's taxonomy places the organism in Eukaryota, Metazoa, Chordata, Actinopteri, Syngnathiformes, Syngnathidae. The transcript has 25 exons. The coding region runs from base 473 to 5857 and encodes 1794 amino acids. The record is from RefSeq and is a predicted model, not a curated record.
UAUAUCUGAGGCUCAGUGAAGCGCGAGCGUGUAACUUUUAAUGUGUAUGACGCCGACCUGUUUUCGUCAUCGAAAGAAAGAGGAAGAACUGUGCAACUGCGACAAGUCACCGACACCCUUCCGCAGUGGUUGGACGUGUAAUUUUGAAGGUUCCCCGCAAGAGGUCGCCGCUCGCCAAGAGAUGAUCCGUGUGUCCGCAGUGCCGCUUGCCUACGAGGAGUGCGUUUGAUUGUUGCAGGGCUCAAUGGCGGACGUAGCAGGGUAGUCGCGUACAUCACCGAGCACAAUAAUCUUCGCAGUCCGGCGCGCCGCUCCAUUUCCAGCCUGCGGUGUAUUUAGUGGCCGCGAUAGGCUCCCCCCCCCAGUCCCCCUUCCCUUGUUGGUCUUUUUGCACUUUCGAGUUCGCAUCCGAGCGAGGAAGUUAACACCGUUCAUGCUGGCUCGAUAGAGGCAGCUAGUUUGCGGGCGAAACAUGGGGGAGUCUCUUGAAUUGAUUGGGAAACGUCUACUCUUGCUCCUCGGCGACGGAGGGACUGCCAACGGAUCCGAGUCGGAACAGAGGCCGCGAGCCCGGGACUGGCUUCGAGGGACGGUGCGGGCGGUGAGCGUCAUCGGCCUGGGCGUCCCGGAGGCUAGCGGAGGAGAGGCGACAACAACAACUCCUGCUGCGGGACUGACGGUGUUUGUGGAGUUUGAGAAUGCUUCGCAGCGGUGUUCAUGGGUGCAGGUGUACGAUGAAGCCGUUAAGGCUCUGUUGGUGGAAGAUUCAAUCGUUUGGGCCGCUAGGAGUCCUGCUACUGUCACUUCUGGAUCAACCACAGCCUGGCCCGCUCUGGCUUUUCAUUCAAUAGUGGACAGAGUGGGUUUAGGAUCUGUGCUUCCGGUGCAGUAUUUUGGAAGCAACAGUCUCGAGUUCCUACCUGACAAAAAGUCUAUCCACCGGUUUGAGGUUGACAAAGACAUCAAGCAUCCACUGCUGUUGGAGCAACCCUCUGUGCAGACUGCCAUCUCCAGCUGGCGAAGCGAUUUUGAACUGCAAGAGAUUCUCAGGAAGGGCUCAUACACAAUUCAAGGACGAAGAGUAUGUGUGUAUCAGCCAGAGCUUGAGGAAUGCUGGGCCGUGGGACUUGUCUCGCAGCACGACUUGAUCUCCCACAUAAUGGAGAUUAUGUUGGAUAAGAAUAAAGAAAAGCAGCUGGUGGACCCCCGCGUCAUCCAUGUCAUGCUGGAGGAAGAAGAGGUUGGUAAGAAUGGCUGCCGAAAGACGGACAGUGAAACACAUAAGGGUGAUAAUAGUCGCAGACGCAGGACUGCCUCUGAGGAGGAGGACAUGAACUUGAAGCGUUUUAAAGGAGCAGCGGAUUUGGAAGCUGACGAGCAGAGAUGUGACGAUUCCAACAAAAACGUGACCGAAGGGACAGACAUGUGGGGAGGAGAGGCUGGUGAAAGAGUCAGCAGCACAACCAGAAAUGGCGGCACCUCGGUGGGAAGCUUUCCUCAGUGUCAAAUGUCAUCUCCUGCCAAUUCAUCCGUCCAGAUGGAUCAGUCAAAUGCCACCGCAAUGCAUUAUUAUACCCAUGUAAAAGAGAAUGGUCGAAUGCUCUCCACACAAGGUGCAGCAGAUUCGACCACCUCAGUUUCUCAUACCCCUGUCCCUCCUCCCCUCAAACCAGCACCAUCUCCCUUCUCUGCUACUGCUUUCCCCUCUCUAGGCCAGAUGCCAAGCCUGGUCCCCGGAGCCCCAGUCCUCAAACCUUCGUCAUCUCCCCUACCAGUCAGAGAAGAGUCCUCCAAAUCCUUUUCCAAAACUGCAGCUCUUGUUUCUCCUGGCCCUGUCACCAUUUCUUGGUCUUCCUCUGACAGCAGCCCAAGUGUAGCACUGUCUGGCUCUGGAGGCUUUACUUCCAAGGCUCCCUCUUGGGGAAGCCAGACUGAGGGAACUAUGACUGCAUUGGGUUAUCGGCUACCAUCAACUCUUCCUGCUGCCACUGUUUUUGGAGAGGCUACCUCACAGACCAAUGGAGCUCCUACUGGUUCUGCAACUUCCAAGGACACUCCCAGACCCUUUGGAUUUGGCUUUGGUAGAGAUAAGAGUGACUCUCAAUCCCAACAAGAUCAAAACUUGUUUUUCCAGUGCAUGUCAAAGAAUUCAGACUCCAACCCGGGUCUAGCUGGUACACAAAGCCAGGCCAAGGAUACUAAUUACUUUGCUGCAGUCUCAGAAACCAUCAGUAAAGAGCCCCCAAGCCUUUUCAGGUCUGGUACAGAAGGGAUAAAAAAGCCGUUGCAGACCAAAACACCUGACAUUCAUCCAACAGGAAAUGGUGUGCUGACUAACUCUUCACCAGCCUUUCCAACCAUGGGUAGCUCUCCUGCUGGAAGGGGCUCUGCCACAGGUGGUUCCACAGCAGCAUCUGGCCUCCAAAAUAUUUUAAAGAGUUGUAAUAAUGGUACAUUGACAGGUGCUGUGGCGAUGCCGUCUAGUUUUAAUCUUUCAGAGAGCCAUCAGAACCUUUUUCUUCAGGGCUCCAAAGAUCCAGCGAAUCCAUUUUUGGCGUACGGGGACAAAAACAUGCAUACACCGUUUGCUGGACUCUCCAGAGUUGACUCUGAAUCUGACAACAAGCCCAAUCUUUUCACUAUGGCAGAGACACCUAAGGCCAUCCUAUCUUCACCUUUCUUAGCCCACUCAUCUGCUGCUUCACCCAGCUCUUCAACCUCUCCAGCACCAACCUCAUGUCAAAAAGCCCAGAAUGAAGGUGCACUGAUAAAAGAUGAAAAGGCAGUUGGGGAGAUGCCAUCAUCCACUUCAGGGAGCUCUGUUUUUGGGACAGGUGGCCCUGCCAGGCCAGGCAGCUCUGUUUUUUUAACAACUAGCCCUCCUAAAAUAGAUCAGCUGCCUGCGUCUUUUGACCAUAACCUGACUCAGAAGUUUGCCUUGGAGGAAAGAGCACAGUCAACCAAACGUGACUCCGACUUAAGCAGUAACAGUGACCUGUCAGACCUGAGUGAAAAUGAGGACGGGCCGGACAAAGGGCAAGGCCAUGGAGAAUCAUCGCAGUCUGCAAAGGAUGGAGCCAUGCUGCAGAAAGCUAAAAUCCAAGGCGCCGCUAAAAGCCGUCCACGUAAUAAGCCUUUCAAAGUGGGCCAGUCUGUACUGAAAGACCAGAGUAAAGUGCGCCGUCUGAAGCAGUCUGGUGAGUCCUUCCUCCAGGAUGGCUCGUGUAUCAACGUGGCUCCUCACUUGCACAAGUGCCGCGAGUGUCGCCUGGAGCGCUACCGUAAAUCUCGCAACACAGAUGAUGAUAGUGAGGAAGAUGAUGAUCCAAAUGUUGCUUGCCGUUUCUUCCACUUCCGAAGGUUGGCUUUCACACGUAAGGGUAUAUUGCGUGUUGAAGGUUUCCUAAGCCCUCAGCAGAGCGACUCGAUGGCCAUGGGUCUUUGGCUACCUGCACCUGCUGUGCAAGAGGGGCUUGACCUCGAUACGUCCAAGUAUAUCCUGGCCAAUGUGGGUGACCAGUUCUGCCAGCUGGUCAUGUCCGAAAAGGAGGCCAUGAUGAUGGUGGAACCUCACCAGAAAGUAGCAUGGAAACGUGCUGUGCGGGGGGUGAGGGAAAUGUGUGACGUGUGUGAGACCACUUUGUUCAACAUCCACUGGGUGUGCCGCAAGUGUGGGUUCGGUGUGUGUCUGGACUGCUAUCGACUUCGCAGGAACAGACCAAGAGAUGACAUAGAAGAAGGUUCAGUGGAUGGAGUUUUCUCUUGGCUGAAAUGUGCUAAGGGCCAACCUCAUGAGCCAGAGAACCUGAUGCCGACACAGAUUAUCCCUGGGACAGCGCUUUACAACAUAGGUGACAUGGUGCACUUAGCAAGAGGAAAGUGGGGUAUCAAAGCCAACUGCCCCUGUGCCAGUCGACAUACUAAAUCCCUAGUCCGCCAUAGUGCCCCUAAUGGGAUUUCACAGCAGACACCACCAAACAGUACUGGUAUUUCUGGAACUACAGCUUCUGCUGUUGGCUCAACUCUAAAGUCAGAAAGCGAAACAUCAUCUAUGAAGACUGAAAUUCCACAAACAACAGUAUCAUCCGGUGGCGGGGAAAGUGUGAGCAGUAACACAAACAUCCCCACUGGUACAACAUCCCUAAGUAAUCUUGCACAGUCCUCCGCUAAGGAGUUGCGCACAUCAGGAGAGUGCAACAGCUCUGCUCUCCACUGGCUGGCAGACUUAGCCACACAGAAAUCCAAGGAUGACACAAAAGAAUCUGGUUCUCUUCGCGCCAUAAUGAAUCGGGAAAGUCGGCCUCCUUUUGGUCUGGACUCACUCAGUGCCCUGUCAAGGCCUUCGGCUUCAAGUCCCAAGCUCUUUAACAGCCUUUUACUGGGCUCCAGCGUGACCCAUUCCAAACCUGAAGGUUCUAGUCUCCGGGACUUGCUCAACUCUGGACCUGGGAAGCUUCCCCAAGGACAUGGAGAGAGCGGGGUACCAUUCCCAUCCGUCUUUACCUCCGGAAGUAGUGACAAGCUAAAGAGCAGCCUUCCCAACUUCUUGGACCACAUCAUCGCAUCAGUUGUGGAGACCAAGAAGGCAGAAGGCCGCCGUACCGGACCCUCUGAGGGAAGUGAUGUUGGUGUCUUGGGAGCUCGUAAAGACGGCGUAUUGGGCCUCAGUGUUUUGGAACCACACACCUCACACUCCUGGCUCUGUGAUGGGAGACUCCUUUGCCUCCAGGAUCCUAGCAAUAGUAACAAUUGGAAGAUCUUUAGAGAGUGCUGGAAGCAGGGACAACCUGUGUUGGUGUCAGGGAUCCAUAAACGACUGAAAUCUGAGUUGUGGCGUCCUGAGGCCUUUAGUGAGGAGUUUGGGGACCAGGAUGUAGACUUGGUCAAUUGUAGAAACUGUGCCAUCAUUAAUGAUGUGAAGGUGCGAGACUUUUGGGACGGUUUCCAGAUCAUCUCCAAGCGACUGAAAGAUGGUGAAGGUAACCCAAUGGUAUUGAAAUUAAAGGACUGGCCUCCAGGAGAGGACUUUCGGGAUAUGAUGCCCACACGGUUUGAUGAUUUGAUGGACAACCUUCCCUUGCCUGAGUACACUAAAAGAGAUGGCCGGCUCAACCUUGCCGCCCGUCUACCUAACUUUUUUGUACGACCAGAUUUAGGACCCAAGAUGUACAACGCUUAUGGACUGAUCUCGACAGAAGACAGGAAGGUGGGCACCACUAACCUUCAUCUUGAUGUCUCAGAUGCAGUCAAUGUCAUGGUUUACGUUGGAAUACCUCUUGGAGAAGGAGACAUGGAGAAAGAGGCAGAUAUCAAUGGACGCAAAGAGGUCAUGACUACUAUUGAGGAAGGAGAUGUGGAUGAAAUGACAAAAAGGAGAGUGUACACACAAAAUGAGAAACCCGGAGCUCUCUGGCACAUCUACGCUGCCAAGGAUGCAGAGAAAAUCAGAGAACUGCUGCGCAAGGUGGGAGAAGAGCAGGGUCAGGAGAACCCUCUCGACCAUGACCCCAUUCAUGAUCAGAGCUGGUACUUGGACCAGGUUCUCCGCCGCAGACUCUAUGAAGAGUAUGGUGUCCAGGGCUGGGCCAUAGUUCAAUUUUUAGGCGAUGCUGUUUUUAUCCCUGCUGGAGCGCCACACCAGGUACACAACUUGUACAGUUGUAUCAAAGUGGCUGAGGACUUUGUGUCUCCAGAGCAUGUGAGACACUGCUUCAGAUUGACGCAGGAGUUCCGACACCUGUCUACCACUCACACAAACCAUGAAGACAAGCUUCAGGUGAAAAACAUCAUUUAUCACGCAGUGAAGGACGCAGUCGGCACACUAAAGGCGCAUGACCCCAAACUAGCCCGCCCGUAGCCGCUGACCUCUUUGCCAUGACGGCUAGCCUCCCAAGACCACUUCACUCCACCACAUAAGACCUUGACAUUACAUACACACACUAUCAAGCUACAGAUUACAGACAUCAAGUGUAGUUUUUCAAGGGCAGUGAAAGUUUGUAUGUGGUGGAAUAUAAUGUCAAAUUCGGUGGAGGGGUUAGACCUGUUUUUUGUUUUUGUGCUUGUUGGAGAGCCAAUGAAGGAAGUCCUUAAUCGCUGUCUCACAGUAAGCGCAAACUUUCUUUUCUUUGUUUUGAUUAACUUUGUAUUUAAGGUCAAUGUGUUUGUUUUGUUGUUUCCAUUGUAUAUGUACAAUGUGCGAGUAAGGGAGGUAAAAGCUGACGUGCCUUCGGAGCAGAUGUUCAGCGACCAUAUAAGAAACUGAUAUGUGCGUUCCAGACUCAUCUUUCUAUUUUAAUUACGUCAAUGUAUUUCAAUAGAUGCAAGGUUAACCUGUUUUUUUGUAGAUUUUUGUUGUUGUUCUUGCAGUUUUCAAACUGGGUGCUUCUACCCUCAGUGGCUGAAAAUUGAUUUGUGAAGCAGCCAGUGAAAGAAGCAGACCAAAGUUUUGUAUUUUUAGUUUAUACUUAAAGGAGACUUUUCUUUUAUAACCCCCUUUAUCAUUGCACUGGUAAUGAUCAGGAGGAUUUCAUAGAAGAGGCUUUUUUGGGGGGGAUGGGAGGGAGGAAUAUUGUUUCCCAGGCUGAAUAACUGAAGAUUUCCAACAACAUUGUUCUAAAAUCACAUUUGCAGCUGAACAGAACUACUGGCCAUUAACAUUGUAUCAAUAUAUAUUGAUCUUAGCAGUCUGUUUUGAUUUUUCACAAUAAAGUUGAGAAAUGGUA